AGAGGAGGGAGAGGGAGUCGUAGUAGAAAAAGGGGGGUUGUUGUGUGCACUUUCUCUUCUCUGUCUUGGAGAGGUGUGUGUGGGCUGCUUUUCCUGAAAGAAAGGAGGGGAGUGCACGCCUUUCAAGGACUUUUUUUUGUGUGGAAUUUUCUGAAGACGUCCAGGCAGUUUUGAGGAAGAAUGAUCAUUGGUUCACUGGACGUAUUGGACUCAAAUGGCACACGUCACUGACCUCUGACGGGGAGACGGCGUGGUUAUUUUUAAGGACACAAAGGGACGUAAAAAAAGAAGAAGAACAGCUUUGGAACCUCGAGGAGCGGUUCUUGCCGUCUUUGAGACUUUUUUGUUAACUGAACUUAAACCAGAGUGAGGUGAAAUAAAUGCUGGGACAACUGGGGCAGCAGAAUAUUCCCUGGAGAAGCCUGAGCGGGUUAAAUACUAAAUCUAGCUACUUCUCAAAACUCAUUGAUGCCACUAUUUAUUUUGCCAAUGAAUGUGACACACACUGUGAACCAACUGUUGACGUGAACUACUGAAUAUUCAACUACUUGACCACUCAUCAUUUUUUUUUGCUCUCCAUUGAAUCUUCCAUAAUCUCCAAAGCACCUGCCUUUAGUUUUAAGACGAGAGAGUUUGAGUAAAAAGAGAGAUGGCACAGAAAGAAGGCGGGACGGAGCGCGUCAAGGCAGAGGACAAUGCAGGCACCAAAGCCGUGGUCGGGAGCCAGGCGGCAGGUGGAGGAGUGGUGGUGGAGGUCAGGGAGAAGAAGGGACCUCUGCGGGCUGCGAUACCCACAAUGCCUUUCCCUCUGGCUGUCAUAUGUCUUUUUCUGAACACCUUCAUACCGGGACUCGGCACCUUCAUCUCAGCCUUCACGGUGCUGUGCGGCGCUCGCAGCGAGCUGAUCUCAGAGCGAGGUGUUUGCUGCGUGUUCUGGCUCAACGUGGCAGCAGCGCUCCUCCAGAUACUGACAGCUGUUAUCAUGGUCGGAUGGAUCAUGAGCAUCUUCUGGGGAAUGGACAUGGUCAUCCUGGCAAUGUCAUGGAGGAACUUGAAAAGCGUAAAACAAAUUGUCACUAACUGCUUCUUGUGUCUUCUCUCCCUCGCUGCUCUCCCUCCCUCCAGUUUCGGAUGGCUGCAGAGACCAGGGCGUCCCUCAGGAUGUCUGAGAGAAGCGUCUCUCACGUUAGCAGAUGGAUCACGCGGACAGUUUUUACCCCUUCGACCUCCCUGAAGCCUUUACCUUUGUAACGACCCGUAGCUGACAACGGAGAGAGGCAACGAUAAUGAACAAAUCAAAGCAAAUCAAAGGGGACUGCCCUUCACGCCGAUCAGCCAGCACCAGGCCACACUUACAUUUGGAGGAAGGGGACGAGGAAAAAGAGACUUAAACUGUACACAACAUAACAAACGAUGUGCUUUUAUUUUGUUGAGUAAUGAGUAAUAAACAGUGAUUUUUGAAUUCUGUCUGUAUAAAGGUGUCUCCAUAAAUGAAGAAGGACGGACGCUUUGUUUGCAUGCGUUCUUUGAUUUCUGUGUAAUUAGCUUGUGAUGUUUGUCAUAAUCCAGUUGAAAUACUUUUAGCGUAUGCUGACUGUAGAACAGGGUUCAAAUUAAUUUGGACAUCAACUGCCUGGUGCAGCUGCUACUUCGCUAGUUUCAGAGUUAGAGGUCUUUGGUUUCACUGGACAUGUUUACCAUCACAUAGUGUCAAUGUCAGGGCUAACCAGCCUCCAGUGUGUUGCAGUGGCCUUUGCUUUCAGUUUGUAUCUCUGCCAUCGGCUUGCGUUGCUGCUAUGAAAAGCUACGUUAUGUCUCUUAUUUCAGUGUCUCACCUUCUCAAUGAUGUCAGGAAAAAUACUAUCACAACAGAAUCAUGCUGAUAAUCCGGUGAAAUCAAUGAAAACUUGAUGAUAAUAAUUUACCAAAUUGGAACCAGCUGAUCAGCCCGUUGUCACUAUGGCUACCAUGUUUUCGAUAUGUUUUAUAGCAAACCCAUCUUCAGUGUGCACACACUGCUGGUCACAAGACGUGUGUUCUCCCAACCUUAUGAAGUGGAAAAUCACCCACCCUUCCUAAUAAUUAUUGGUUUUGAAUAUUCAUACCUCUCAAAUGUGAAAAUUAGUGGGAAAGGGAAAUUACACCUUAAUGAAGUGUUGCAUUGCAUACUACUUAGAUCUCGUCUGACACUUCAUGGUAAAGAUGCAGUUACAGUGAUGCUGUUAGGGUUUGAACACUUUCUUUUUAUGUUAGUCAGCAACUCCCAAACUCCACUUGAGAUAUCAAUGUUAAAUCGGACGAAUUUAAAGCUGAUUAAUUCACUGUUCUGUGUCACAUAAAUAGCCAAAUGUGCACAUUGUGUAUAUAUUCACAUGUAAUUGUGUGAUGGACAGGGUGCAGUGUUAGAGAUGGAGACUGGGGUUAAUUUGCUUAUAAAAGAGUCAAGUGUGUAAAAGGGUCUUGGGCUAAAAUGAGGAGAAAUGUAUAAACAUUCUUCUGUCGUGUGCAUGAGUCGGAAAGCUGCCCUGCACUCGUUAAUCUAAACACGGCCUUUCCCAUGAUACCCCACCAGCUUUCUCAUGCACUUAAUCACUGGCCUUUCUCCAUGAAAAAUAUCCAAGAGUAUCAGAAGUCAAACAAACGAAGCGAAAAAAAAAAGAAAGGAGAAAAAAAAAGUCAAACGUUCCAACUCUAGCAUGAAGCAGCGCCAAUCAACCAAGUGUGUGUGCAGGAAAUAAAUACUUAGCUACUGGGGAAAAAGAAAAACAACAGCUGCUCACACUAGCUUAAACACAGAAAUGAUACACGUGACAUGCAACAUGGGAAAGUUGAUGCGAUUGCCAGUGCCUCUACGGAAGAAUAGUUCAUAAUUUACUCUGUGAAUUCAGCCUCUGAUUUUUCUACUGACAAUGUAUCACUCCAACUUUUUUUUAAGGAUCUUUGUAGCUUUUGAUCAUUUUAGCCAGAUGCCUUUUCAAGAACCUGUAUUUGGAUGAAUAAUAAAUGUUCUUAUGUUUUCACUGUGUAUAUAUUGGACAGUGUGUGAGAGUGGAUUGUUGAUGAUGAUGAUGAUGAUGAUGAUGAUGAUGAUGAUGAUGAUGAUUAUAUCUGUGAUGGUGACCAUAUCUUAUGCCUUACAACUGACUGAUGUUUUCCUGUGUGUGUUUUUGUAAGAGUGGUGCUGGUUUAUACAUCUAGAGCUCAGCUAAUAUUUGGACUCUUUAUUAUUAUCAACUUUGUAUGUGUUUCCAGGGAUAAAAAUUGAAUAGCUGUAUUUUUUUUUUUUGUAAAUGAUGCCGUGCUGUUCUAGGUUUUCGACUAUAGAAUGAUCACUGUACAGUAUUUUUUUCUGCAUGCGUAUAUUUGAUGUCAAAUGACCGUAUAGAGUAACACGCACACAUGGACAGACAUACAAACACAGACUAACUUAACUGUUUUAAGACUGUAGCUUAACUUUGUGGCUUUGGAGCAUUUCUAUUAUUCUAAUUUAAGGCGUUUAAGGUAACUGACAAUCUUGCAAUUAAAAGUCCAUUUUGGUCCAAAUGUC
Mugil cephalus (flathead mullet) is the source of this 3547-nucleotide messenger RNA. It is a transcript of the gene stum, whose product is annotated as stum, mechanosensory transduction mediator homolog. The record is from RefSeq and is a predicted model, not a curated record. Bases 650 to 1234 code for a protein of 194 amino acids. NCBI's taxonomy places the organism in Eukaryota, Metazoa, Chordata, Actinopteri, Mugiliformes, Mugilidae. The transcript has 4 exons.